This is a messenger RNA of Tilletiopsis washingtonensis, 2286 nucleotides long. RefSeq names its product threonyl-tRNA synthetase. The record is from RefSeq and is a predicted model, not a curated record. The transcript is spliced from 12 exons. NCBI's taxonomy places the organism in Eukaryota, Fungi, Basidiomycota, Exobasidiomycetes, Entylomatales. Gene Ontology annotation, cellular component: cytoplasm. Gene Ontology annotation, molecular function: ATP binding; threonine-tRNA ligase activity. Gene Ontology annotation, biological process: threonyl-tRNA aminoacylation. The coding region runs from base 1 to 2286 and encodes 761 amino acids.
AUGUCGAACCCCGUCUCCUCCACCGCCGAGGCCCGCGACCCGCUCGCGCCGCUCGUCGACGGCGCCGCCGCGCUGUCCGUCGCCGACGCCAAGGGCGGCGCCGCACCCAGCGCCGCCGAGGCAAAGGCCGCGGCCGCCGGCAAGCCCAAGAAGGAGAAGAAGGACAAGAAGGGCGGCGCGGGCGCCGGCGCCGAUGCCGGGCCCUCGGUGCCGCUCGAGUUCACGCCGCCGCCGCCCUUCUUUGCCGAGCGCAUGGCCCUCUUCGACCGCCUGCUCGCCGAGCAGGACGCCGAGCGCGCCCGCGCCGCCGAGGCCAGCGAGGAGAUCGACAUCACCAUGCCCGACGGCAGCGUGCGCAAGGGCCACAGCUGGAAGACGAGCCCCAUGGACAUUGCGCGCGAGAUCAGCAAGAGCCUGAGCGAGCGCAUCGUCAUCUCCAAGGUCAACGACACGCUCUGGGACCUCGAGCGCCCGCUGGAGGGCAGCUGCACGCUUGCCUUCUUCGACUUUGAGUCGCCCGAGGGCAAGCGCGUCUUCUGGCACUCGUCGGCGCACGUGCUGGGCGAGGCGGCGGAGCGCCACUACGGCUGCCACCUGUGCAUCGGCCCGCCGACGGAUGACGGCUUCUUCUACGAGAUGGGCAUGGGCGAGAGCGAGAAGAUUGGCCGCACGUCGGUCAAGGCCGAGGACUUUGGCGCGCUCGAGGCGCUGGUCCAGAGCGCGAUUAAGGACAAGCAGAAGUUCGAGCGCUGCAUCGUGACGAAGGAGAACCUGCUGGAGAUGUUCAAGUACAACAAAUACAAGCAGCACAUCAUCUCGUCGAAGAUCCCAGACGGCACAAGCACGACGGUGUACCGGUGUGGCCCGAUGGUGGACCUGUGUGUCGGCCCGCACAUCCCGCACACGGGCCGGAUCAAGGCGAUGAGCGUGCUGAAGAACUCCGCCUCGUACUUCCUCGGCUCGCAGGAGAACGACUCGCUGCAGCGGCUGUACGGCAUCUCGUUCCCGGACAAGAAGCAGAUGACCGAGUACAAGCACUUCCUCGCCGAGGCCGCCAAGCGCGACCACCGCAAGAUCGGCCGCGAGCAAGAACUGUUCCUCUUCCACGAGCUCAGCCCGGGCAGCUGCUUCUGGCUGCCGCACGGCACGCGCAUCUACAACACGCUGCUCGAGUUCAUGAAGAAAGAGUACCACGGCCGCGGCUACGACGAGGUCAUCUCGCCGAACAUGUACAACAGCAAGCUGUGGGAGACGUCGGGGCACUGGGCCAACUACAAGGACGACAUGUUCGUGCUGCCCGUCGACAAGGAGCAGUUUGCGCUCAAGCCGAUGAACUGCCCCGGCCACUGCCUCAUGUUCGCGUCGCGCGACCGCUCGUACAAGGACCUCCCGAUGCGCUUCGCCGAGUUUGGCGUCAUCCACCGCAACGAAGCCAGCGGCGCGCUCAGCGGCCUCACGCGUGUGCGGCGCUUCGUGCAGGACGACGCGCACAUCUUCUGCAUGGCCAGCCAGAUUGAGGACGAGGUGACGGGUGUGUUCGACUUCCUCAACGCCGUGUACGGCAAGUUCGGCUUUGCAUUCAAGCUUGAGCUGUCGACACGGCCAGACAAGUACCUGGGCGAGAUUGAGACGUGGAACGAGGCUGAGAAGCGCCUCUCGUCGGCGCUCGACAAGUUCAUGCCGGGCAAGUGGGAGCUGAACCCGGGAGACGGUGCCUUCUACGGCCCCAAGAUCGACAUCACCAUCUCCGAUGCGAUGAAGCGCGAGUUCCAGUGCGCCACGAUCCAGCUCGACUUCCAGCUGCCGCAGCGCUUCAAGCUGUCGUACCGCACGCCCACCGGCGACGCAGCCCUCGGCGGCAACGUCGACCGGCCUGUCAUGAUCCACCGCGCCAUCCUCGGCUCGCUCGAGCGGUUCAUCGGCAUCCUGACGGAGCACUUCGGUGGCAAGUGGCCGCUCUGGCUCUCGCCACGGCAGGUCAUGGUCGUCCCCGUCACGGCCAAGGUGUACGGCUACGCUUCGGCGGUGAAGCAGCAGCUGUGGGACGCCGGCAUCUUUGCCGAGGUGGACCUCUCGCCCGAGACGCUGCCGAAGAAGAUCCGCAACGCCGAGCUGGCGCAGUGGAACCAGAUCUUCGUCGUGGGCGUCAAGGAGGAGGAGACCCGGGCAGUCAAUGUGCGCGACGGCCGCAACUCGGCUGCUCCGGCCGUGGUGCUCGAGCUCGACGAUGCUUGCCGCCGUGUGCUGGCACUCAAGGAGAGCCGCAGCCUCGACAACACCCUGUAG